Heteronotia binoei (common prickly gecko) is the source of this 4363-nucleotide messenger RNA. Its product is annotated as E3 SUMO-protein ligase KIAA1586-like. Lineage: Eukaryota; Metazoa; Chordata; Lepidosauria; Squamata; Gekkonidae. The transcript has 4 exons. The record is from RefSeq and is a predicted model, not a curated record. The coding region runs from base 495 to 2696 and encodes 733 amino acids.
ACGUCACUCCAAAUCGCCUUCCCGUCCCGCGCAGGCGCACCGGAAGCCUCCUUUCCGCGCUGCAGCGGUGGGUUGAGCCGAGCUACGGAUCGGCCUGUAGACGGAUCUCUCAAGCGAGACUCGUUCAGGCCUUUUUAAAUCCGGGGUGAUCCCAAAACAGAGUGGAAACGGCUGCCGCAUCUGGAACGUUAUCGUUGGAAUAAAUUUCCUUAGCCUUGAAGUUACUCCACUCUUAAACCUGUUGAUAUCAGAGGGCUUAGGCGGGAGUAGGGAUUUUUUUCCUCUCAGAACACACCGGAACAGUCUUCCAGAACUUCUUCGACUCCUUCUGACCUGAAGAAGAGCAGCAGCGGCCACUGCGCUCUGAAGCCAGCCAACACUGGUGUGCUGAUCGAGUGCCCUUCGCCACUGGGAAGGUUGACGAGUUUACACACAGAACAUAACCCACAUUGUCUGUGUGUGUGCGUGUGUCGACCACGUGAUAACUGAGUAGCAUGAAAAGGAUUUCGGACUAUUUUAGCGACGCUGCAAGGAAACGUCAAGUAAUGGAAGAUUGUUCAUCCACAUCAAGGGAUUUAUCAGUGAGCCCAGCUGGAAUUUCAACUCCCAACAUGAAUUCAGAUUUGGAACUUCAGAAUGCAACAAGAAUUGACUCUGGGUGUUCCACCUUGGUCUCUGAUGCUAAUGAAAGCUUCUGGCCCUACUGUUGGACUAUAGAGCAGAAGAAUGAAUUUGUGAAGAAAAAUAAUUGGUUAUUUUUUCAUAAAGGCAAAUUAGGGUGCUCGGUGUGCAAAAAUGUCGGCUACUUAGGCACAGAGAAGAACAUGGGUAUGCGGCUUUCUAAAGAAUGGAUAAAUUGUGAGAUAACAUCUUACGGUGAAUCUAGGAAACAGCAACUGACGUCUUUGAGGAAAAAGAUUUUUGACCACAGAGAAAGUACAGUUCAUAAAACUGCCGUUAAAAUAAUCGAGGAAGAGGAAAGAAAGCUCGAAACAGUAUGCCUGACGACAAUAGCGAGAGAGGAGGAAAUUACCAGUCUAUUCCGUACUGCAUAUAAAAUGGCUAAACAGAACCAGUCCUUCGAUGAUUUUGAAACAGAAAUUGAAUUGCAAGAAUUAAAUGGUAUUGAUAUGGGGAGACUUUUCCACUCCGCUGAUGCCUGUGAAAGUAUUAUAAAUCACAUUGCUAGUGAGAUGAGAGCCACCAUUAUCAGAAGGAUUAUUGAUUCAAUGAGUAAAAUCUCACUGAUGCUCGAUGGCUCUACUACUGUGAGUCACAAAUCCGUACUGAUGUUGUUCCUUCGCACCUAUAUUGAGGAGAUAGACAUGCAAGAACCUGUAAAUCUCUUUGUUGGUUUGAUAGAGCUGGAAGACGUCACCACAAACGGAAUAUACAAAAGUUUGAUCUCUCAUAUUUUGUCACUAGGAUUCACGGAAGAAUUCUUAGAAGAAAAUUUAAUUUCCUUCACCUAUGAUGAUGGGGCAGUGAUGCUGGAAUCCUGUGGGGGCGUCUCAAAACUUUUCAAAGCCAGAUUCCCACCCAUUGUUGUAUGGCACUGUGCCAGUCAUAGGCUGGAAUUAUUAGUACUUGAUGUUAUAAAAGAAGUUUCUGGCAUCGAUAGAGUUAAGAGCUUUUUGGACAAGUUGUAUGUUAUCUAUCACUCAUCUCCAAGCAAUGCGAGGCAGCUCAACUCAUGUUCAAGUAUGUUGGAGACAGAGAUUUCAAAAAUUGGAAGGAUUCUGUCUGCAAGAUGGGUUGCAUCGAGCUACAGGACUCUUUUGGCUGUUUGGCAGGAUUACGAAGCCCUUGUGCGUCACUUUGAAAAAGGUCGAUCGGAAAGCGGUCGCGACAGAAAGGAGAAGCGCCGCUACGAAAGCCUCCAUAGAAAGAUGACCUCUGUCGAAUUUGUUUUGGAUCUCGCAUUAAUUUGCGAUGCUUUGCAAGAACUGUCGGAACUGAGUUUAGGCUUGCAGGAGAGAAAUAUCGAUCUGUACAAAGCCCACAGCAAGAUCGAGUGUCUUGUUGAUAUUUGUGGGAAGAGAAGUACUGUUCCAGGUCCUUAUCAUAAGCAAGCGCUGGAGGCAGCAGAAAGUCUGCAGUUUAAGGGUGUCCCAUUGCAAAGGGAAAAUGGAACCGAUGACCCACCAAUCUCCCCAGUUGCGUUCUAUGAGCAACUUAAAAUUCAUCUUCAGAAAAUAUUGCUUUCCAAAGAAGACUUAGAAUUGUCAAGGUGUGGAAGAGUUCUGGAUUCUAGGAACUGGCCAGCAAACGCAAGGAACAACAUUCUCUACGGGGAAGAAGAAAUAUGCACAUUGGCAAAAAGAUUCCAGCUCAAUGAACGGAAAGGCAUUCGCGCCUUCAGAGAACAUCUGAAAUUUGGAGAAAUACCCAAGGAACUGUCUCAGAUAACGCACAUUUACCAUUCGAUAGCUAUUUCCACCAGUGACUGUGAAAGGGGACUGUCUGAGAUGAACCUGAUUAUCACUCCAGAAAGAGCCUCGUUGUCAUUUGCAACCAUAACAUCUUUAUUGUUUAUAAAAUUGGUCGGACCUCCCUUAACAGCCUUUGAUCCAACAAGGUAUGCUAAAACAUGGUUGCCUCAAGGUGAUUAUCCAGCGUCAGACACCCCAAGCGAGACCCAAAAAAGAACUGAGGACAAUGGUGACAUCUUUCAAAUUUGGAAACUACUUUGUUGAGACCAAAACGUCCCAGACUGGGGGAGGAAGACCCCUGGCAAAGCAAUGAUGGUGAAACCGCUCCGUGAAGAAUGACUUAGUCACGGACUGUGUAUAUAAUCUGAUCAUAUACCUUCAGUUGCUCGGUGGCUAAAAAAGUAUGCAGUUUUUGCGCGAUGGACAAAAUAUGUAUGCAUCUGAAAGUGGUGCGUGCAACUCAAAUUUUGAAGCAUCGUGGUUCCCUUUUGUUAACUGUAUUUCAGACCAAGAACACACACAGUUAUCUGAUGCAGCAAAAACUGCUUAUUUGAAGCUUCAUAGGUUACAGAGCUUCCUAGCCUAUAACAUGCAAUUUCUUUUAAUGUAGUUGUGUUUCUUUUUUCAUUCUUUUAUUAUAUUAUUUAAUCGUGUAACAGUAGAUUUAUCACAUUUGUAAAGUCUUCUUUCCGUAAUCUCUUUGUACGCUUCCUCACUGGUGGUUAUGAUGUAAUAGUCCACCUAUUAUUGAAGUUAUUGUAACUUGAGUUGUAUAUAUUCAUAAAACUGGGGGUUGGGGUUUUUUUUAAUGUAUAUAAAAAGGAUACCAAGCAUAGAAGAAAGUGAGUCCGUUGAAGCUGCUGAUCUGCGCACAGUCUCUUUCUACUGAUGCAGGAAAAAAGUGACAGGAAUACCGUUAUGGUAUUUCUGUAACUGGUAAUUGACCAAAUUCAGCCAAAACAGCGAUUCUUGGAAAAUAACUAGUUUUGAAAUAGAUAGAAAAUGAGCCAUCCAUAGAUUUGUGGAUGCUACAUCACAUCUAGACAUUUAAGUGUGAGAUAACUUGGACACUAUGUUCUAGAGACAGAUGUUUCAACUAAAGUCUAUAUAGAACGGGCUUCUUGUUAACAAAUAGUAUGUAUUAUGACAAGGUAGAAAUAAUGUAUGCUGAGUUUAUACAGCACGUUAGAUUGUUACAGAAGCUUUAUAUUCAUACUUAUUCUUACAUUGUUAUUCAUACUGUCUUUUAUAAGUUUUGUAAGUAUUUGUAUUUAGAAUUGUACUUAUAAUUAUAGUAGUGUAUAAUUAUAUAGUUAUAGCAUACGGUGUGUUUUUUUUCCUCGUUUUAUAUAUAUCGUAAUGCUACAGAGCAGCUUCUGUAAUGAAUCGGUGAGCAUCCAGAUGUAAGCCCAUUUCAUGGUAAAUCUUCCUCAGAAGAUAUUCUUCAUAGGUAUUCACCUGUGGGUUUUUACCUAAAAUUAACCAUGAAAACCACAGCACACAGGCCUCCGUGUAACUGAAUGGGAUUUAAAUAUUGUACAAGAACAAAAACUAAACUGUUUGCCUAUUAUUUAUAUCUCUACAUUCAUAUAGGAAGCAAGCCAGUCCUUUAAUUUUUGGUACAAACCCUUCUGUUCUUAACAUGAGCCAGCACAGUGCUCUCUAAAGAUAUUGAUAAUGAAACCCGUCUUAAAACAGACUCACCCUUAUAAUUCCAUGCAACUAUGUGAAAGUGACGCUUAGUUACGGAUCACAAUUGUGAACUUUGUUGUUAAUAUCCAACUGAUAAUAUAUCCAGUAGAAUAUAAUACAUAUGCACUUAUUCAGUAUAUUUUUUAAGUGAUAUCGUUAAUAGAAGAAACAUUCAAGUUGUAACUUAUCAUCAUGCAGUAUUGGUACAUUACAAAUAAAGAAGUAAUUCCUGUAAAUAA